This is a messenger RNA of Penicillium brevicompactum, 1509 nucleotides long. RefSeq names its product dolichyl-diphosphooligosaccharide--protein glycotransferase subunit OST1. Gene Ontology annotation, cellular component: oligosaccharyltransferase complex; membrane. NCBI's taxonomy places the organism in Eukaryota, Fungi, Ascomycota, Eurotiomycetes, Eurotiales, Aspergillaceae. The record is from RefSeq and is a predicted model, not a curated record. The transcript is spliced from 3 exons. Bases 1 to 1509 code for a protein of 502 amino acids.
AUGAGGUUUAUCACCGCAACGGUGCUUGGGUUGCUUGCACCCAGCCUGUGCGCCGCAUCUGACCUUAAUACACCUCAUCGACUGGAUCUCGCGUCCGAUUUCAAGCCCCCGCAAGUCUUCAAGAACACCAACCUUGUCAGAAAUACCAAUCUUGAGAAGGGAUAUGUGCGCGAAACCAUCAAUGUCGUGGUGGAAAAUGUGGACAGCAAGCCCCAAACUGAUUACUACGUUCCUUUUCCCGAUGAGGUGUUUGAGCUUGUUGGAGGCUUUGAAGUGCGGGACAAGAAGGCUCCUGAGAAUGGCCGCUUUGAUGUGGAUGCCACUGAAGCUGUAUCUUCCAGCGGCAACCAAUUCUUCGUGGUUCACUUCCCUGAGCCUCUGGCGCCCAAAUCUCAAAUCACCCUAGGAAUCUCAUACUCGCUACUUUCCUCUUUGAGUCCACUUCCCGCAACCAUUGGACAAGCCGACAAGCAAUACCUCUCUUACUCCUUCUCAGCGUAUACUCCUUCUGCAUACACGACAAUCACCCAGAAGACCAAGUUGAAGUUCCCUAGCACCGAUGUACCAGACUAUACAAGCACUGAGGGCCUCAAGUCCGGGUCCGACCCCGAGCGCAAGGGCGCCACCUACACCUAUGGUCCAUAUGACACAGCGAAGGUGGCCCCAGGCACCGAGUACCCAAUUGCUGUCCGCUACCAGUUUACCAAGCCUGUUAUUACUGUUAACCUAUUGGAGCGUGACAUCGAAGUUUCACACUGGGGAGGCAACCUUGCUACCGAGGAACGCUACUGGUUGCGCAACAAUGGCUCCCAGCUGACCAACCAGUUCUCUCGUGUUGACUGGACCUUUACCAACUAUCAGAAGGCGCCCACUUCGGCGGUGCGUGAGCUGACUUACCCUCUUCAGCCUGGUUCUGUUGAUCCCUACUUUGUUGAUGAUAUCGGCAAUGUCUCCACUAGCCGUUACCGUCCCAGCAAGGGCAAGAGCAAUGCGAACUUGGAGCUGAAGCCCCGCUACCCCAUCUUCGGUGGCUGGAACUACAGCUUCAAGAUCGGCUGGAACAAUGAACUUUCCUCGUUCCUCCGCCGUGCUGCGGGUGUUGACGCCGACUCUUACGUUCUCAAGGUCCCUCUCAUCGAGGGCCCUAAGAUGGCCGAGGGAAUCCAGUACGAGCGGGUCGUUGUUCGUAUUGUUCUGCCCGAGGGAUCCCACGACGUUCGAUUCGAAACCCUCGAGGGUACCAACAGCAACGGUCUUCCCAACCCCAAUCACAUCUCUGCAAGCCUGAGCUCCUUGCAGACUUACAUGGACACCCUGGGUCGUACCACAUUGACUCUGGAAGUUGACAGUCUUACUGACGAAGCCCGUGACGCCAUUAUUGUCGUUACCUACGAGCACACCAUGUUCGAUGCUCUACGCAAGCCUUUCACUCUGUUCGCGGGUAUGGUCACAGUCUUUGUAGCCGCUUGGGGCGUUGGGAAGAUUGAUAUCAGUAUCAAGAAGCGUUGA